Messenger RNA from Penicillium expansum, 1557 nucleotides. Its product is annotated as Tannase/feruloyl esterase. The coding region runs from base 1 to 1557 and encodes 518 amino acids. Lineage: Eukaryota; Fungi; Ascomycota; Eurotiomycetes; Eurotiales; Aspergillaceae. The record is from RefSeq and is a predicted model, not a curated record. The transcript has a single exon.
AUGGUUCAACUCUCAACUACACUCUGUGCGCUUGGUGCUGUAGCUACCCAAGCCGCAGCAGUCUCCAGAUGCUCCCCUUCCAACCUCCCCAAACCCACCCUACUUGGAGCUUCUAUCCUCGACGUUCAAGCCGAACCAGUUCACAACUAUUCAGCUGUUAGUCUUGGCCCGGGAUCAAAUGAGGGAAAGAAGUACACCAUCAACUUCUGCAACGUCACAGUCACAUACACUCAUCCUGGUUGGAAUGACACGAUCAACACCCAGGUCUGGCUACCCCUCGAGGGCUGGAAUGGCAAAUUCCAAGCUUUGGGUGGUGGAGGCUACAGUGCUGGCUUUGGCGCUACCUACCUCACAUACGCCGUCGCCCAAGGCUUCGCAUCUGCCUCUACCGACGGAGGGCAUGACGUGGGAACCGACGCUGUUCCAACUGAUCUCACCUGGUCCCUGAAAAGCAAAAAUAAUCUCGACUGGUAUCUUUUCGAGGACUAUGCCUACAAGGCUACAAAUGAUAUGGGAGUGAUUGGAAAGCAGAUAACCAAGUCAUACUACAAGAAGUCUGCCAAAUACUCCUAUUUCGCUGGAUGCUCUGGUGGUGGUCGACAAGGUCUCGUGAUGGCGCAGGAAUACCCGGAUGUCUUCGACGGCAUUUUGGCUGUCGCUCCCGCCAUCAACUUGGAAGCCUUCAUUCCCGCAGGCUACUGGGCCGCACAUGUGAUGAACAAGCACUAUACCUACCCAUCUCCUUGUGAAAUUCAGGCUUUCACCAAAGCAGCAGUCAAAGUCUGUGAUCGGUUGGAUGGAGUGGAAGAUGGCAUUAUCAGCUUGCCAAACCAAUGCAACGUCAAGGCCCACGACUUCGUCGGACAAAAGUACACAUGCGACGGAGUGGAGCGUACUCUGAGUGCCUCGAGUGCGAAGGUUAUUCAAGCUGCCUGGUCUGGCUCUGGAAAGGCUGGUUGGCCUGGUGUGAACAAGGAUGCGGCAAUCGAGACCUACUACCUCCCAACAACUUGCACCGGCAAUGGUACAUGCACCGCUGGCGAUAGUUCUUUGCUUGGGAGCUGGUUCAGAUACGCCGUUGCCAAGGAUCCUAGCUUCCCACUUCAAAACAUCACUGAUACUACCUUCUUCGCUAUGCUGCGUGAUUCAAUCCGCCAGUAUGAAGGCAUGGUUGCAACCAACAACCCUGAUUUAUCCAAGUUCAAGGCCCAUGGUGGUAAGAUGAUUACGUGGCAUGGACUUGCCGACGAAGCAAUCCCGCCAAAUGGAACCGUCAGCUACUACGAGGAAGUGCUUAACCUUGACCCUAAAGCUCAUGACUUCUACCGCUUCUUCGAGGCGCCUGGAGUUGGCCAUUGUUAUGGUGGACUUGGCCCAAUUCCCAACGGAGCUAUGUCGCAGUUGAUGGAAUGGGUUGAAAACGACCAUGCUCCUGUCACUCUCCACGCUACUAAGGGAAGCAACGACACCGCUCGUGAUUUGUGCCCGUAUCCACUCCGCCAAAAAUUCGUGGGGGGUGAUCCCAGGAACGCCACAUCUUUCACCUGCGCUAAAUAG